This is a messenger RNA of Dentiscutata erythropus, 3669 nucleotides long. The record is from the annotation of a GenBank genome assembly. NCBI's taxonomy places the organism in Eukaryota, Fungi, Glomeromycota, Glomeromycetes, Diversisporales, Gigasporaceae.
AUGGAUAGUUAUCCUCCUGAAUUUAUUCUUCACCAUGUACCUUUGAUGAUAGUUCUUGGUUUAGGUACAGCAAAAGAUCUCGCUGAGCAAACUACUGUACCUUCACCUACUUCUUCCAAGUCAGCACAUUCACGGCAAAGCUCGAUAAGUACCAACUCAAUUUCUACAAGGCAGCAAAUAUCAAGGAAUUUGCUUACUCAACUAACAGCAAAAAGCCAGUCUGGAGUUUGGGAGUUCGGGAAAAGCGCUGGUACCGCGUUUCGCGUAGUGGCAGUAGACAAGAAUUUUCAAUUUCCUCCUCGAAAACCUAUUAUGCGACCCCAACAACCUUCGCAUCACUCAGCCACGAAUAUUCCACAUUCAUCUUUUUCACCUCUUACACCAGGCUCGCCCGUCUAUCCUGACGGUUUAAUUCCUCCAAUAUGGGUUCACAAACAUCGUGAAUUAUUACCGAGUGUUGUUGUGGGAUUUUAUGAUUUAGAGCAUCGAUCUAUGAGUGGGUCAAUAAAAGAAAAAGACGAAUCUUCACCAGAACUGUUGGGAUCGGCAGAGCCAAAUUUGGCAUUGGAAAUCAAUGAGAAGAGGAAAUAUCUCCAUGAAAGAGGCAUUAGAUUUGCUGCUGUAAUAAUACUCAAUGCACAACAUUCAGAGGAUCCAACAGUAGAAGAAAGAUUGGUGUAUAUUCGAAAAGUAAGUGGUCUAGACGCAAGAAAUUGCUUUUUUGCUCUGUCACCGGAAAGAGAUAUUUCAGAGUUCGUGACAACGAUUAACGAGCUUGUAAAUUUGAUAAGUUUGCAAAAAGCACUUUACGAACAUAGCUUAAAUUAUUAUCGUGAACACGGUAAACGUAUUAAAAGAAAACGGAAUAGAUUACCUUCUCCUGCCACUGCUGGUUACAUCCGUCCAUCAUCAGAUUACCAUUCAUCAGCACCUGCUCCUUUAAGUAUCCAAGGAUGGAUGUUUCGUUAUGAUUACAAAAUGGCUACCUUUACCGAAUUUCGGCAAGAUAUAGAUGCGUCCAUCCAUCAUUAUGAAUCAGCUUAUAACCUUCUUGUGGACUUUUUUGCACCUCAAUCAGCAAUUACACCAGGAGCCCCUGGUUUACAAAUACGUAGUAAACGAUGGGAUGAAGCCAGGAUUUUGGCUGAUUGCAUAAAUUUAAAAAUUUGCAAGAUGAACCUAUACAUUGAUGCACCCUCUGCUGCGUUGGCUCAAUUAAACAAACACAUUACAACCUUUAAACGAUUGUGCAAUGCGUUAGAAAUUGGCGAUGAUACGUUUGAAUAUUGGAUGUGGUUGUCCAACCAGUAUCGAGUUUUUGGCGAUAUAUUGGAAAUAGCCACCAGAUCUGGGUUUAUCAUACCUGAUCCAACUACAGUAUUUCAUACCACGUCAUCAGCGGACUAUCGAUUUGGUAGCACCUCAAAUAGUCCUAUGGCAGGUUCUGGUGUUAAUCCGACAAUGGUUCUUCAACACCCCGGGUUUUAUUAUCAUUUGGCUGCGCAAUGUAAUUCUGUGAGGAGAAAAAAGUUUUUGGCUGUGGAAAAGAUUGUACAAGCAAGCGGUGAUGCCUUGAAGUUUCCAACAUCCGUCCUUGAAGCAGAAAGGAGUGUUGAUCAUUCAACAUUGACAAUAGAAUUACUUACAAAGAGCUAUGAACAAUUCAAAAAACAUAAGGGAGGGCGUAUGACACUUUAUUUGGCUUCUGAAAUUGCCGGAGCUUAUUUUGAAGCAAAAAAAUAUGAUAUGGCAUUAAAGUUUUAUGAGCGCAUAGCCAAAAAAUACCGCAAGGAAGAUUGGCACACAAUCCUAGAGUCAAUUUUGAAUUGGUCUUUAAAGUGUGCAAAAGAAUCAGGCACUUGGGACAAUGUUGUUGAAUAUUUAAUUGAGCUUUUGUCUUACCAUUUCAAAAUUCUAGACCUUAACGAAUUGCCUUUGGAUACAGUAACGUGUUAUGUGCAAUUCAAAGAACCCGCAACAUUUGUUGCAACUCCUACAUCAUUUCAAAUUACUUUUAUAACACAAUCGGAAACACCACCGUUACCCUUACAGUUCACAUAUAUCCGACUAUCUUUUACCGAUGCAAAUUUUAACCAUUACUUUACCCAUAACUCGAAUAAUGAAUCUGGUGAUACAAAAUUACAAUGGGUGAAUUGCAAGGAAUGUCUACGAGAAGAAGUGGAUGGUGAAGGCUAUGUAUGGGUCAAGAGUGUUGAUUUGACUUUUCGCAAAGAUUCAACAAAAGUUUUUGAAGGCCUUCUUAUUCCAAAAGACAGUGGGGAUCUCCAACUUCAAAUUGUGACGUUGGGGUUCUUGUCAGAAAGUUGGAAAAUCGAGCUCCGAUUUGAUGUAAAUGCGUUACAAGAGCCCUUGAAGCGUAAAUGGUUGCAAUUCGAAGCAAUUUCUGAUGGUGAACAAGUCGAAAAACCAUUUUUCAUAAAUUUGGAAGGGACCGGUGACCGUUCUUUGAUAAAGAUAACGCAAAAACAAGCCAAGCUUGAUAUAAAGGUCAAUCACUCAGCACCUGCUUUAUUGGAUGAACACUAUCCAAUACAGCUCACUAUAUUAAAUUUAGAAUCUGAAGAUAUCAAGGCAAUUUUGAAGGCGGAACUUAUUUCAGAUUCGCAAGAAUCUGAAGAUGUUAUUUUUGAUUCUAAUUUAAAUACGACAAAUCAUCUAAAGGAAACUGAUCUUGGAGUGAUUUCUUCCAAUGGAUCAUGUGUCAAAACCAUAUAUAUUAUUGGAAAAAAAUCCACCAAUUUGCGGACUCUUCGUCUUACUAUAUUAUACUCAACUUCUUCUUUAAUACCUUCAACACCAACACCAAUCCAAAAUUGGAUUGAGAAAAGAGAAGACAUCAGAAUACCGUUUAUAGCGCCUUUUUCUGUCUCCUUUAACAUUUAUCCUCAAGAAGAGUUUGGUAACGUACGAGAAACUUCCUCAUUAGAUCGAAUAGAACGGCAUUUUAUGGUCGCCAAAAUUGCUAGCAUUGGACCGUGGGAUAUUUGUGUGUCUGGAAUAGAUUUGAUUUUGUUGGAUCAAGCAAACGCUCAAACCAAGAUUGAGAUCAUUUCAUCUUCAAUUGAAUUAGAUAGUGAAUCUUUAGAACAAGGAUAUAUAUUUAAUGUUAAUUAUUUAUUGGAGCUGACAAUUUUGAACGAUGCAUCCUCAAGCAAAAAUGUAGACAUAGGAUUGCUUGACAUUCAAUGGAGGAGGAAUCAAUCUUUUGGAAACACUUCCGUUCCGUUUACAGAAACAACAAUGAUGGUACCACAGCUUCAAAGACAUGAUUCAGAGCUAUCUGUCAUAUUGGACAUACCGCCAAAUCCUAUUGUUGGACAAAUUUUUACACUUACAUUUAAGAUCAUCAAUUGGACAUCUGCACCAGUUCGAAUCCACGUAACGGUGGAAGUAAAUGAUGCUUUUGUAUUUUCGGGAUACAAACAAACAUAUUUUAUUGUGUCACCGUUAUCAACAUAUUAUUUCAAGGCUAAUUGUUUCCCUUUAGCACCUGGAAAAGUUAAAUUACCAAGAGUAAAAAUCAUGAAAGCCGGAGAUAAUGGAGUAGCUGAACAAGAAGUUUUUAUUGCUGUACCUGGAUUUAAGGAACCUGUUGAAGAUGAAUGGUAUAUGGUGUUUAUUAAACCUAAAAAAGAAAUAAAUGAGUAA